UUGGCGCCAACAUCUGGGCCAUCCACCUCAACCAGUCAAAAACCGGCAAGGAAACCUGUUAUUAAGACUGUCAAACAAACAUCUACCAAAACAGCAGUAACACCAACAAAACAGAGGACUUUAAGGCAGAAAAAAAAGACGUUGGGCAGCAAGACCUCCAUGCGCUUCGACAUGAAGCUCAAGGGACCUAUAACUGUACCAAAUACAACAUCAGAUUUAAUUUUAAACACCCCACCACACACAAGGCUACGUCACAGACAUUUUAUCAUCAGCAGAUUUUCGUCAGGAGGUUGCAGUGACCCUAUGUAA
Molecule: messenger RNA, 309 nt
Organism: Danaus chrysippus (African queen)
Lineage: Eukaryota; Metazoa; Arthropoda; Insecta; Lepidoptera; Nymphalidae
Source: the annotation of a GenBank genome assembly